AUGGCUUCUUUCCUUCCUAGUUUGGUCCUUUUCUGCUCUUGUUUUUCUCUUCUUGCUUUCAUAUCUGCGGCGACACUCAAAACCCAACUCCAAAUCCCCAUCAGGCCGAACAAGCUUGUCCUCAGGGUGCAGAAAGAUGAUGCAACCAAUCUUCAUGUGGCCCAAAUUUACAAAAGAAACCCUUUAGUCCAAUUCCCCUUCGUGAUUGACCUAAAUGGGAGGUUCUUAACAGAAAAUUGUGAGAACCAGUACUUGUCAUUGGGUUACAAUGCCCCAUUUUGCCACUCGACGCUGUGCGCUAGAGCUAAUCCUAAUAGCCCGAUGACAUGCCGCACAUGCUCCUCUAGAACCCAAAUAGGGUGCCACCCCAACGCGUGUGGGCUCAUGACCACAAACCCCGUGACGCGUCAAAGCGCCUUAGGUGAGCUUGCGCAGGAUGUCCUAACAAUCUCAUCAACCCAAGGCUCAGGUCCCGGCCCAAUGGUCCAAAUCCCUCAAUUCCUAUUUGCAUGUGCACCUUCCAGCAUAUUGCAAAAUGGGUUACCCAAAAACGUUCAAGGUAUUGCUGGUCUAGGUCAUUCCCCAAUUUCCCUACCUUACCAACUAGCAUCCCACUUUGGAUUCCCACCAAAAUUCGCCGUGUGCCUUCCUCCUUCAUCUGUCCGAAGUGGCGUCGUUUUCUUUGGGGAAGGACCUUAUUUCAUGAAACCGAACAUCGACGUGUCGCAGAAGUUGACCUACACCCCACUGAUCAUAGGCAGGCAAGGAGAGUACUACAUAAACGUUCAAUCCAUCAAAAUCAACAACAAGAUUGUUCCACUCAACACAUCUCUCUUGCCCUACACACCAGAACAAGGGGUUGGUGGGACAAUGAUCAGCACCACAACUCCCUACACAAUCCUCCAAACCUCAAUCUUUAGGGCAGUCAAUCAGUUCUACAUCAAUCAGCUGCAAGUGCUCCAAGUGACACCCGUGGCGCCAUUCGGGGUGUGUUUCGAUGCAAGGAGAUACAUCGGCAACAGCACGGCCGCAUUUCCCAGCAUAGACCUUGUCCUAGAUAACAACCAGAACAUCAUCUGGAGGAUAUCUGCUCCAAACAUUUUCGUCCAGCCACGUCCCUUCAUAGGGUGUCUAGGUUUUGUGGACGGCGGGAUGAAGCCUCAGGCUUCGAUCGUGAUCGGGGCAACGCAGUUGGAGGAAAAUCUGCUGCAGUUUGAUUUGACGAACUCAAGGUUGGGAUUUAGCAAUUACUUGUUCCCCAGGACUAGUUGUACCAACUACAACUUUGGCAGAUCCUCCACCAGUGCUGAAGAAUCUACUGAGUCCACUGAUGAGCCAUAAAUUGUGAUCUCCCUAGUGAGAGAUUAUGAUAUAAGGGUGUCUGUGUAUGUUGGUUAAAUAAAGUCCAAGUAAAAUGUAAAGCUUUAAGCUUUUGUGCUUUGGUGGAGUCUCUUAUUAAGAGACCGGAUAAAUAAAGCUC
This is a messenger RNA of Pyrus x bretschneideri (Chinese white pear), 1480 nucleotides long. Its product is annotated as gamma conglutin 1-like. The transcript has a single exon. Gene Ontology annotation, biological process: proteolysis. The coding region runs from base 1 to 1341 and encodes 446 amino acids. The record is from RefSeq and is a predicted model, not a curated record. Lineage: Eukaryota; Viridiplantae; Streptophyta; Magnoliopsida; Rosales; Rosaceae. Gene Ontology annotation, molecular function: aspartic-type endopeptidase activity.